AUGGCUGAGCCAGGUAACACUACAAUCACCAGCAUCAGCAGCACGGCAGCGACAUCAAAAUCGCACAAGGCCCAGGAACUGGCAACAUGCACCAUUAGAGCCCCUCCAUUCUCCUACGCCCAUCUCGAGGCCAUGCGCAAGAACUCGUUAGAAGCCCUGGAGCUCGACGCCAUACAGGUGCGCUCCUACUGCUCGGCGGCGCUGAAGCAGUUCCUGGGCGUGUCUGGCCAAGCCAUCUCCAUUGACAUCCUCAAGGUUGAGGGACCUAGUUGCUGGUUGAGGAUACCGCGCGAUGACUUGAGCGCAUUUGCAGCUGCCAUCACGGCAUGGCAGGGAACCUACGAGGGUGGCACUCACUCGACCUUGAGGGUCAGAGGAUGCUCGGAUUGGCUGGGCAGCUUGGUCGGAAGCGAAGGUGCUGAGCAACUUUGGAGAGGAUGA
This is a messenger RNA of Pestalotiopsis fici W106-1, 441 nucleotides long. RefSeq lists its product as uncharacterized. The record is from RefSeq and is a predicted model, not a curated record. Gene Ontology annotation, molecular function: ribonuclease MRP activity. Gene Ontology annotation, cellular component: ribonuclease MRP complex; nucleolar ribonuclease P complex. NCBI's taxonomy places the organism in Eukaryota, Fungi, Ascomycota, Sordariomycetes, Amphisphaeriales, Sporocadaceae. The coding region runs from base 1 to 441 and encodes 146 amino acids. The transcript has a single exon. Gene Ontology annotation, biological process: intronic box C/D snoRNA processing; tRNA processing; nuclear-transcribed mRNA catabolic process, RNase MRP-dependent.